CUGGAGAUGACCAGGUACCUGUGAAGGGUUGGCUUUCAACAUGGCCUUUUCUUCUGUCCUGUUUCUUCUAACCACGGCCAGUUAAAAGGGGGACGUUGGGUUAUUAACAUACAAUGCUGAUGUCUAUUGUUAUACGUAAUCUUAUCGCUGAAGCCAGGUACUUAUAGUCACGGGGAAAAAAGAGAUGAAAGACAGUAUGUUUUCCUACGUUUUUCGGACUGCGAGAGUCUGGGGAACUGUUCUACGACCUGCCAUCUGAAAAUCCAAGGACAAUUAAUUUUUUUGUAGAGACUUGUUUGGGAAACUUUGAUUUUUGAUUUCAUUUUCCUGUGGGAGAAGAGAGCAACUUUUAUUUCAGACUGAUGGGAUCGUCAGUCAGACAGCGAGAGAGACAGAGAGCCAUGCGAUGCCAGCGUGUAAAGGAGUGUGUGUUCUGGCCGUGUGGGGGCUGGAAGUUGGCUGUCUGGCUGCUGGCAUCCCUGCUAGGGUCCCUGCUACUGGUGGCUGUCGGAGUGAUACUGCAGAUCGGAGAUUUGACCGAAAUCAGCAGAAGAGCCAUGCCUGCCAAUGGGACCACGACGACGACGACCUCCAUGAAGACAACACAGUCCCAAGUGCGUCUGGUGAACGGGCGUGUCUCCUCUCCAGUGCGUCUGGUGAACGGGCGUGUCUCCUCUCCAGUGCGUCUGGUGAACGGGCGUGACCGGUGUGAGGGCCGUGUGGAAGUGUGGCACAACGGAACGUGGGGUACGGUGUGUGAUGACGACUGGGACAUGGUAGAUGCCAAUGUGGUGUGUCGGCAGCUGGUCUGUGGUGUGGCUGUGGCGGUGGGUAGCAUCUCAGAGUACGGCCAGGGCUUGGGGCCCAUCAUGCUGGACAACGUAGACUGUAAAGGAGGGGAGACCGACCUGGGACAGUGUGGCAGUCUGGGCUGGAGAAUCCAUAACUGUUACCACUACGAGGAUGUAUCGGUCACAUGCAAAGUUCCAUCAGUGGUGGCGUCACGGAGCCUCGGUGUGGCCACCACUUCAUCUCGGAGAAACUCAGGUUUAAGAGAUGGUAGGAUCCGCUUAGUUGGUGGACUGGACUACUGCCAGGGACGAGUGGAGGUCUUCUACCAGGGCAGCUGGGGGACGGUGUGUGAUGACGACUGGGGUAGGAGAGACGCAGGGGUGGUGUGUCAGCAGAUUGGCUGUGGCCACGCCGUUUCCUCCACCACCAAUGCCUACUUUGGUUACGGCACAGGACUGAUUCUACUGGACAAUGUCAACUGUAAUGGUUACGAGAAUCAGCUAAGUAAAUGCUACAGCCUGGGAUGGGGGAUACACAACUGUGGACAUCAUGAGGAUGCUGGAGUUAUCUGUUCAGGUUCAGGCUCCACCACAGUUUCUACCAAGAACACAAUGCCCAUGGGAAGGGGAUUCUUCCAGACUGCCAGCAUUACAGUGACCGACCGAACAGAACCAGUCAAGACCACUACUACAACUACCGUGACAAAGACAACGGUUGCUAUGACAACCAAAGAGCGUCCCGUCAUCCGCGUGGUGAACGGUAAUAGCAGCUGCGAGGGUCGCGUGGAGGUGUUCCAUGGUAACCUCUGGGGCACGGUGUGUGACGACGACUGGCAGCUGCCCAACGCCCAGGUGGUGUGCAGGCAGCUGGGUUGUGGUCCCGCUAUCGCCGCCAAGAUCCUGGCCUUCUUCGGCUACGGCUCGGGUCCCAUCUUGCUGGACAACGUGGACUGUACGGGCAGUGAAAUGAAACUGGAGAAUUGUUUCAACCUGGGCUGGGGACAGCACAACUGUGGACACCAUGAAGACGCUGGAGUUAUCUGUGCACCCUUUCAGCCUGUUCGAGCUGGAAGAGACUUCGCCGUGACAGAAACAACAACUAGACCACCAAGUGACGGCAUGGUGAGGUUGGCAGGCGGGCAGCACCACUGCGAGGGUCGGGUGGAGAUGUUCUUGGGGGCGAAAUGGGGUACGGUAUGCGACGACGCCUGGGACAUGCCAGAUGCCCAGGUGGUGUGUCGCCAGCUGGGCUGCGGAGAGGCUGCUGCGGCUCGCGGGGAGGCCUACUUCGGGCCCGGUAACGGCACCAUCCUCCUGGACAAUCUGAAGUGCAGUGGCUCCGAGACCUCGCUCCAGCAGUGCUCACACAUACCCUGGGAUGUACACAACUGUGACCAUUCUGAAGACGCUGGCGUCACGUGCUCACUGUCGUGAUUCGAGUAGCGGUGGGCAUAACCCGGGACUUGUAAACAUGAUGUAAAUAACAGCGACGCCAAAUGGAAGGAAGACAACAACAAAAGAAAAAAAUUAAAUAACAAAAAUAACAAAAAUUAACAUAUUAUUAAAUAUUAUGAUUAUAUAUUCCUAUUAAGCACCUUAUAAAUAAAAAAGAUUAUAUAUAAAACGCUGUACACAUUUUUUGAUAUAUGAU
This is a messenger RNA of Oncorhynchus nerka (sockeye salmon), 2442 nucleotides long. It is a transcript of the gene ssc4d, whose product is annotated as scavenger receptor cysteine-rich domain-containing group B protein. Gene Ontology annotation, biological process: zymogen activation. Gene Ontology annotation, molecular function: serine-type endopeptidase activity. The coding region runs from base 363 to 2225 and encodes 620 amino acids. Gene Ontology annotation, cellular component: plasma membrane. The record is from RefSeq and is a predicted model, not a curated record. Lineage: Eukaryota; Metazoa; Chordata; Actinopteri; Salmoniformes; Salmonidae. The transcript is spliced from 12 exons.